Messenger RNA from Zeugodacus cucurbitae (melon fly), 4513 nucleotides. It is a transcript of the gene cos, whose product is annotated as kinesin-like protein costa. The record is from RefSeq and is a predicted model, not a curated record. Lineage: Eukaryota; Metazoa; Arthropoda; Insecta; Diptera; Tephritidae. The transcript is spliced from 4 exons. Gene Ontology annotation, molecular function: ATP binding; microtubule motor activity; microtubule binding. Gene Ontology annotation, biological process: mitotic spindle organization; microtubule-based movement. Bases 197 to 3919 code for a protein of 1240 amino acids.
UCGUACAAUAUGAGUAAAUUCAAUGCAACACUGUUUUCAGACUGGAGAAACAGAAAAUUUGUAUUGUGGUCUGGCUGUGAAAAUUGUUUAAAAAUUAUAAAAUUGGCAAAGAAAAGUGUGCUAACUUGUGUAUAAACAUGCACCAGCGAUAUUACAAUAAUUUGGCAUAAGUGAGUGUACAACCAGUGUAUCGAAUAUGAUGGAAAUUCCGAUACAAGUAGCUGUACGUAUCUACCCCUGCUUACCACCGGCUAUAACAACACCUAUAACAGCACCACUACCAUCAGCUGGCAAUGUUGUAGAUACGCAAUCCAUUUUAGGGGCUGAUGAACAUUCGCAAAUAACUACGCAAAAAGAUGACAAUGGCAAUUUCAAUGCGAAUGAAAGUGCUGGAAAUAAUGCUCCCACGAAUGUACCAAAUGAACCGACAAGAGCUGAACCAAACAUCUACGUGCAGGCCAUACCAAUGACUGCACCAGGAUUUCUAAAUUCGGCACCCACAGCUUUGCCUGGUCAAUUGGACAAUGGUAUUGCUGCGGGUUUAAUGCAAGUGGGACCGCAUUCAUUUCCCGUGACUCAUGCGCUAUCUAUGGAUUGCACACAAAGUCAAAUUUACCAUCAAACCGUAUUUCCAUUGAUUAGUUUGUUUAUGGAGGGAUUCGAUGCGUCUGUGGUAACAUAUGGACAACGUGGUACUGGUAAAACAUAUACACUGUAUGGACCUAGUUUAGAUUGUGUAUAUAGUGAAGCCGAGCAGGGUGUGGUGCACAGAUGUGUGCGUGAAAUAUUUUCCCAUAUGGCGAAUCAUCCAGAACGUACUUAUGCUAUAAAUAUCGGUUGGGUGGAAAUAAUUGACGAUGCUAUUCAUGAUUUAUUGGGCGUGGGCAAUGUUCAUUGCAAUAGCAUCACGGAAGUAUUCCAUUGGUUACAAAUUGGCUUAAAUGCCAAACAGUCUGCUAACAGUAACGACGAUUUAUCUAUAAGCCAUACACUUUUUACGCUUACACUCGAACAACAAUGGGUUUCAAAAGAAGGUCUCAUACAACAUCGCCUGUCAACUGCGAGUUUCUCCGAUUUAUGUGGCACUGAUCGUGUAUUCAUGUUGAAUGCACUAGAUCAGACGACAAGUUUGCCCAAGGAUGUGGGCCUGCAAACAUUGGAGCGUGUGGUGAACACACUUACUGAUCCAGCACUCAUGUAUGGUUCCAACGGCAAUAUACCUUAUAAUCAAACCACAUUGACAACACUCUUGAAAGACUCGUUUGGUGGGCGCGCACAAACUUUACUCAUUCUAUGUGUUUCACCGCUGGAGCGUGAUUGCAAUGAAACCAUCUGCAAUUUACAAUUUGCCUUCAAAGUACAAUGUGUCAGAAAUUAUGUGAUUAUGAACACAUUUUCGGAUGACAACACACCCAUCUCACCGGAAGCGUUGAUGCCAGAAUUGCCUGGCGGCGGUGGACGUGGCGUACCAGUGGGCGCCGAUACAUUCGGGCUGCAAUUUGCGGCAAGUCAGUGGUACAAAUUGGUAGCCAAUGCAGAAGGAUUGUUCUCAAAAUUGGCUGCUUCGAAUGCGAUGACUGACCUGGACAAAGAACAAAUUGAGGAGUGGCUUUUUCUCAAACAAGAGUGUGAGGAAUGCUUAAGCUCUGCUGAAGCUAUACGUUCACAGAAACAACUAGGACCCAUACAAGAGGCGGAAGAGCCUGAGGAGGCUGUUAGCGAUCCCGAAACUUCAUUUCAACAGAAUUCGGAUAAUGAAUCCGACUGUGAAUCGCAACGACCUGAUUUAAUGGAAAAGCUAGAGACACUAAUGGAGGAGCUACGCAUUAAAACCGACACUUUAAUACAUGAUAAAUACAAAGAAUUUAUGCAAAACCAACCGAAAGCUGUCAUGGAAAGUCAGGAGAGCACAAGACAUAAGGAGCCAGCGCAGAACUUAGAUUUGGUACUCAGUGAGCAACGCUCAACUAGUGAAAAAUCAGAUGAACGCAAGCCAUCAAUGGGCGGGCGACGCCGUUCGAUACAGCCAGGUGCCAGUCUUUCUAGCGCCGAAAUCGCCAUGCUCAACCGAGUAGCGUCGCGUGAACAGACAGCACCAAAAGCCGAUGACUUCCUCGAGAGUUCAGGUGACCUGCAGCAUGCCGCACAAUUACGCGCUGUCAUCAAUUCGCCACUGGAAAAUGUACAAAAGAAAUUGCGCAAAUUGGACACAGAUAUCGAAGCGCGUCAACGGCAAAUCGAAGAAGUGGAGCAAACAAUGCAGUUGAAGCAGAACAUUAUAACGGAAUUGGUGAAAAACAGCGACACACGUUCCACGGCCAAGCAGCGUUUCCACAAGAAAAAAUCCAAACUCGAAUCUGAAUAUGAGAAGACCAAAAAGCAGUUGGCCAAAGCAAUAGUGCAGGGUAAGGAUAAGUCGGAGAUCGAACGUUUGCGCGCCUUAAUCGCGCACAUCGAACAGCGCCUGCAAGAUCUCGCCUCAAUGAAGCAUAUCGCCGGCGAGAGUGGACAAAAAGUGAAGAAGCUACAACAAUCGCUGCACGAAUCCAAGAAACUCAUCGACGACCUGCAAAAGAAGCUGAAGAAGGAUCGCAAGCAACGCGAACAGUUGGAGCACGAGUUGAAAGUACUUAAAGAGAAAGAAAACACGCAGAACUCCAACAAUAAAGCGCUCGUGAAGCUGGAUGGAGGCGCGCAUACAGCCGAAGAUGCCGAGCGUGGCAAGAAUCUGAAAGAGGUGCAAGCGCGCAUCUCGCAUUUAGAUCAUGUGUUGCGUGAGAAAUCGGAGAAUUUGGAACAGUACGGCGACAAUGCUGAGGGCACCGGCGAAAAGGAGGGGCUGCGGCAUGAAAUACGGAAUCUGCGACGCACACGCGAUCAUCUGUUGGAACAACGUUGCGCGCUCGAUCGCAAGUUGAAGCGCGACAAGGUGCUGUCGCAGCGAGAGGAGCGCAAAUUACUCGAAUGCGAUGAGGCCAUUGAAGCCAUCGAUGCGGCGAUUGAAUUCAAGAACGAACUUAUCUGCGGCCACAAAUCCAUUGACACCAGCGAACGUUUGCAACGUGAGAAAGGCGAACAGAUGCUGAUGGCGCGUCUCAAUAAACUCUCCCCAGAGGAGAUGCGCACGCUGUUGUAUAAGUAUUUUGUGAAGGUAAUCGAUUUGCGCGACUCUUCGCGUCAGUUGGAAGUGCAAUUGAUGCAGCUAGAACGCGAACGCGAUGCUUGGGAGUGGAAGGAGCGUGUGCUGUCGAAUGCAGUGCGGCAGGCGCGUCUCGAGGGCGAACGUAACGCCGUACUCUUGCAGCGGCAACACGAAAUGAAACUCACUUUAAUGUUACGCCAUCUCGCCGAAGAGACCUCAGCUUCAGCAUCGGCUAGUUCGUUGAAUUUCAGCGAUGCACAACAACAGCAGCAACAACAACGUUACAUGCGUCCCACGCACCUUGCAUUGGCACAUCAACAACAACUGCACACAGCUGGCGGCGCGCUUAACGCUACAUCGCCAUACUCAGACUCCGAACUCGAAACCGAUUUCUAUAAGCCCACAGUACCAGUGAGUGGUAAAAUUUUGAAACCACCUAAACAUGGUGAAAUGGAAAUCUGUCCGCUAUCCGAUGCUUUGGCGAAAUACAAGCCACUGGACAAAUUCAAAGAGAAGGAGCGCGAAUCAAAGAAUAAACUAUUUGCCAAAUUUCAAGUACUCACACGUUACGCCGGCCAUUCGGUGACUGCCGCCGCGGCGGGUUGUGGCGCCGACGAGCAGCAUGGCGGCAGUAGUAGCCGUAAGAAGGAUAAGGAACAAUUAGCAGCGGCCAUACCACAAGAGAACCUAAAACGCUUAAUAUCAACAACUCCCGCCACGAAAGUGACACGUCAGAAGAAUAAAAUUAUCAUACAGGAUGCAACACGCAAAAAUUAGUAAGCAUUGCAGUGUGCUAUUUACUUUAGUUUUAUAACUCAAAAUACAAACAAACAUGCAUAUAUACUUAAAGGGCUGAGUAGUGAGGAGUUAAGUAGAAAUUAUAAUACUAAUUUCUAUGUUAUAAGGUCACUCAUAACGUUUAUUUUUUUUUAACAUAUAUGAAUUAUAUGUUACUUUGGUAGCUAACGUACUAUUCCUUAGAUUGUCACAAAUACGUCUUCACGUAAAUAUUCCUAUGUGCCAGGUGCUUUUGUACUUGUUAAUUAUUUGUUUACAUUAUAUGUAUGUAUUAUUUGAAUAGCAUAAAGCAACAUGCUACAUAACUUAGGUAUUUUUUAAAUAUUGUGCAAAGAAAAUUUUCAUAAAAAUAUGUGUUAGAAAAAAGUCAUUGAUUUAAUUUUGCGAAAUCAAUUAAUUUUUUUAUUCUUAUUAUUGUAAUCAAAAUAAUCGUGCUUUAGUUUUUAGGAAUUAACUGUGCUUUAUAUUUUUUUAUUUGAAAAAUAGUAUUUUCAAAAAUAUUAUUUUCAAAUAAAUUAUUUUUUUAGUAAAUUAUUAUAAUUUUCAAAUUUUUUUUUUUCAUUAAAUUUCUAU